This is a messenger RNA of Baudoinia panamericana UAMH 10762, 1248 nucleotides long. RefSeq lists its product as uncharacterized. The coding region runs from base 1 to 1248 and encodes 415 amino acids. The transcript has 2 exons. NCBI's taxonomy places the organism in Eukaryota, Fungi, Ascomycota, Dothideomycetes, Mycosphaerellales, Teratosphaeriaceae. The record is from RefSeq and is a predicted model, not a curated record. Gene Ontology annotation, cellular component: cytoplasm. Gene Ontology annotation, biological process: L-arginine biosynthetic process; urea cycle. Gene Ontology annotation, molecular function: argininosuccinate synthase activity; ATP binding.
AUGUCGAAAGGGAAAGUCUGUCUUGCCUACUCUGGCGGCCUUGACACUAGCUGUAUCCUCCGCUACCUGCUCGACGAAGGCUAUGAAGUGAUAGCGUUUAUGGCCGAUGUUGGCCAAGAGGAAGACUUCGACGCAGCGAAAGAGAAAGCUCUCAAGAUCGGCGCCAGUCAAUGCUACAUCGAGGAUCUCCGUCGUGAGUUCAUUGAAGAGCUUUGCUACCCUGCCAUUGCCUGCAAUGCCAUCUACGAGAAUGUCUACCUACUCGGCACCUCUCUCGCUCGCCCAGUCAUUGCGCGCGCGCAGAUAGCAGUCGCGCAGAAGGAGGGUUGCUUCGCAGUGAGUCAUGGCUGCACCGGCAAAGGCAACGAUCAAGUGCGCUUCGAGCUGGCAUUCUACGCAUUGCAACCCACGAUUAAGGUCAUUGCGCCUUGGCGUGAUCCGGUGUUCUACAACCGAUUCAAGGGCAGGAAAGACUUGCUGGACUAUGCGGCAGAGAAGGGCAUUCCUGUGACGAGCACAAAGAGCAAACCCUGGAGCAUGGACGAGAAUCUGGCACAUUGUAGUUAUGAGGCCGGCAUUCUCGAGGACCCAAACACCACGCCGCCGGAAGAUAUGUGGAAGCUCACGGUCGACCCUUUGAAAGCGCCUAACGAACCUGAAGACUUUACGCUCCACUUUCAGAAAGGCUUACCGGUCAAGCUGGAAUGCAAGGACGGCGUAAAGACGGAUGCAGUGGACGUCUUUCUCACCGCCAACGCCAUAGCGAGACGGCACGGUGUUGGCCGCAUUGACAUUGUCGAAAAUCGCUUCAUCGGCCUCAAGUCGCGAGGCUGCUACGAGACGCCAGGGCUCACCAUGCUACGUGCCGCACAUGUCGACCUCGAAGGUCUAGUCAUGGACCGGGAGAUCAGAGCGCUGCGGGACCAGUUCGUCACCUUCAACUACGCCAAGCUGCUGUACAACGGUCUGUACUUCUCACCCGAGCGUGAGUUCCUCGAAGACUCGAUCACAGCCUCGCAGAAGCACGUCAACGGCUCGGUCAGGUGCAGAGCUUUCAAGGGCAUGUUCAGUGUGCUUGGCCGAUGGUCGGACACUGAGAAGCUGUACGACGAGAGCGAAAGCAGUAUGGACGAGAUCGGCGACUUCCAGCCUCAAGACACCACGGGCUUCAUCAGCGUCAACGCGAUCAGGCUGAAGAAGUACGGCAAGGCGAAGGAAGCGAGCGGCGAGUCGCUGGUUAAGCACUGA